Arabidopsis thaliana (thale cress) is the source of this 1593-nucleotide messenger RNA. RefSeq lists its product as hypothetical. Bases 592 to 1371 code for a protein of 259 amino acids. Lineage: Eukaryota; Viridiplantae; Streptophyta; Magnoliopsida; Brassicales; Brassicaceae. The record is from RefSeq and is marked reviewed. The transcript has a single exon.
CUUUUAAUUUUCUCCGGCCAGAGGUAUUUAAUAGCUUCCGUUUUCUUUUUCUCUUCUUAUGGCUGUGAUUUGAUUUACUCCUUGGGUCUCUCUCGAUCCCUCCGAUGAUGUUCUGUCGUUUUGCGGUUUUUGUGGUCGUGAUCAGAAAUUUCUGGUCGCGUUUGAAUUUGUUUUUCUUUUCUUUGGCGAUAAUUAUCGAAUUGCAAUCGAAUUGAUCUGUUUCGUCGUUUGAAAUCUCCUGAUGAAUCGAAUGUUUAUGCGUUGAUCCGAUGAUUGAGAACCCCUAGAACUGUUUCCGAUAAGUUAAUAGUUUCAAUUUAUUUUAUCAAUAAAUUAAAAAAAAAUUGUCUCUUUCUUGUUUGAUUAUCAUCUGCUGAGAAUGUAGUUUUCAGUGGGAUUAUGUUCAUGCUCGAAUACCGUACAAUAUAGACUGAUUUGAGCUCGUCCUUGUUCUGUUUCCUUGAUCUUUGUUUAACAUUUGGGUUGUAUCUAUUCGGAUGUAAUGGAUUAUGGAUUCUUUGGCUUUCAUAUUCAUCUGUGUUAUUUUGUUGUGUGAAUUAACACUCGUUUCUAUUGAUUUCAGUGUGUGGGAUGCACAAGGAAAGAGGGAAAAUGCCGGUUUCUAGCAACAGAAAUAGAGUAUCGCCAUACCCGCUUCGCUCUUGCAGGAACAAGAAACAAAAAGAAGUCGAGGCGUCGUCGUCACCUGUUGAGUUAGAGAGUGUUAGUGAAUGGGAGGAUGUGAGGUGUGUGAUUUGUAUGGAGCCUCCUCACAAUGCUGUCCUCUUGCAAUGCUCUUCUUUCUCCAAAGGAUGUCGUGCUUACAUGUGUGAUACAAGCGCUCGUCACUCCAAUUGUUUCAAGCAGUACCGCAGAAGCAACAGCUCAAGCCGUUGUAGUGGCAAGACUCUACAUUGUCCCUACUGCAGAGGAGAGGUUCAGGGGACUAUGAAGUCGACUUGUGCUCGGAGAUUCAUGAAUGCUAGACCGAGGUGUUGUACUGUUGACAAGUGCGAUUUCUCAGGGACCUAUGCGCAGCUGAAAAAUCACUUGAAAACUGAGCAUCCUGGUUUUACACCGCCAAAGUUAGACCCUUGGGAGCAACACAUGUGGGAGCAGUUGGAGAGAGAGGCGGAGUACAUUGAAAUGCUCAACGCUCGUCAGAGAUGGGAUGCAGAACAGAGAUUGUUGGCGACUUCUCUCCAUCAGCUUCCAUAUCGUCAUCCCAUGAUUGAUCUCAACUUUGAUGCGUUGGUGCAUAAUCUGUUUCUUGGUGCGUCCAUGGAGAGCCGUGCAAGCACCGACAAUUACCCGGCUCACAUACCCCGUCUGGAGUUCCAUGCCCCCAUGUAUCCCAGAUGGACGCCAUGAAGAUUCUGAGUGCCAGAGUCUAUGAGGAAUUCUUCCAAAAGUUUUGAUGUCUCUUGAUUUUUAUCAUAAUGUAAUGUUCUUGUAGCGACAUCAGUUCUUGUUCUAGGCAUAAAUUUAAUAUUGUUUGUAUGUUAGCUUCUGUUAGUGAAGUCUUCAUAGCUAGGAUCAUCUUUUGCCUAUUCAAAAAUCUCUGCUUAAAUCAAAUUAUUCACAUUCUUCGUA